This is a messenger RNA of Exophiala oligosperma, 1497 nucleotides long. RefSeq lists its product as uncharacterized. The transcript has a single exon. The record is from RefSeq and is a predicted model, not a curated record. NCBI's taxonomy places the organism in Eukaryota, Fungi, Ascomycota, Eurotiomycetes, Chaetothyriales, Herpotrichiellaceae. The coding region runs from base 1 to 1497 and encodes 498 amino acids.
AUGGCACCAUGGCUGCGUCUAGCAGCCCUCCCUUCUUCCCUCCUUCUCUUUAUUGCCAAUUCCGCAGUCCCGGUAGCGGCGCAGCAUUCGAGAUGGCCUUACAACCUACCCCCCGAAGUGAAAUACUACCCCGAAGAUGAAUUCCUUCUCAAGCGGGACAUUGAUGUCCAACAGAAACUUCAAGAGCAACCAGUGACGGGAGUUCGUAAAAUGAGCCAUGAUCCAGGAGAGAAAUUCUAUCUUGAUUACUGGGGCUUUAACGAGGAAGAUGAAGAGAUGAGCUACUUGACAUACACGAAUGCGACGAUCUGGGCAACAUUACAUCGACCAAUGCGUGUCCACUCACAACCCGGCAAUCAGAGCUUCUUUGCCCGCCUACCAGGCUGGAAUCUACUGUCUAAACGAGAUUUUCAAUGUCCAUCCGGAACAUCGGCAUGUACAUCCAUCAACCGGCCCAACAGCUGCUGCGCCUCCGGUUCGACAUGUGAGAUCGUUGAGGACACGGGUCUCGGUGACGUUGGUUGUUGUCCCAGCGGCCAAACUUGCGCAGGAACUCUGUCGAGUUGCGAAGAAGGCUACACCAGUUGUCCCAACGACCCGGGCGGAGGUUGCUGUAUUCCUGGAUAUGCAUGCUACGAUGUAGGGUGCGUGCAAACGUCUUAUGCAACACUCACCCCGUCUUCAGUGCCAACCCCGUCAACGACAACCGUAACAUCCUACACAACUAUCACGCCGUCGGCAAGUACACACUCUACGUCAACGAGUCGGACCUCGAUUUCGACGACAUCCCAAUCGACCAGCCUCGAGCCUCAAAUAUCGACCGUGACGAGAACUGUUACCGUGACAUCGACGCCGAAUGUUCUGACCUGCUCCUCGGGCUAUCGCUCCUGUCCCGCAACUCUGGGGGGCGGCUGUUGUCCCACCGAUCGAUCAUGCGGCUCUGCCAAUUGUCCUGCAAGCACUUCCUCCCCGACCCCCGCUCCUCCAGUCCGCCCAACUACUUUGACGACCACGGAGGUGACAACCACGGUGACGCCAAACUCAAAAUCAACAGCGAGCCUGACAACAACAACCUCGAGCUCGAGCGCUACGGUGACAGGCUGCCCGACAGGCUUCUACGCUUGUUCAGCAUACUACCAAGGUGGAUGCUGCCAGAUUGGUCGGAACUGCGACACCACUUCUUGCCCAGCAUCCGCUUCAACGACACUCGUUUCAGGCAGCACACUCACUAUCGCCGCUCCGACAGGCAGUGGGAUUACAGCACCCGGCACAGUCCUGACUGGUAGCUGUGCGCAAGGCUGGAUGACAUGCUCUGCUGAUUUAGGAGGAGGAUGCUGUCCUAGUGGGUACCAGUGCGGCAUCACCAGUUGUGCAGCACUGGCAACAGGAGGUGCUGGAGUAGGCAAGAUGCCACCGAAUGGCGCCGGGAAAUGCAACAUAAACAUGGGCAUGGCUUUGGCUAUCACGAUAAUGAGCUUUGGGGCAUUGUGGUUGUAA